Messenger RNA from Sorghum bicolor (sorghum), 2295 nucleotides. Its product is annotated as pathogenesis-related protein 5. Bases 161 to 1090 code for a protein of 309 amino acids. Gene Ontology annotation, biological process: defense response. NCBI's taxonomy places the organism in Eukaryota, Viridiplantae, Streptophyta, Magnoliopsida, Poales, Poaceae. Gene Ontology annotation, cellular component: extracellular region. The transcript has 4 exons. The record is from RefSeq and is a predicted model, not a curated record.
GGAAAAAAGGAAGCCUGGUAAGAAUGGAAUUGGGUUCGGAAUCGGAUGUGGAGCAAGCAAGGAAGGAACAAUUGAAAUGGUUGCUGCUGUUGCUGUAGAAGCAGGAAGAAGAUGAGUCUGCCAUGCAAGCCAAGACAAGGUUUUUACCUUGCUUGCUGCUAUGGAGAAGAGAGCCUCCCUAUCACGUAUCUGCCUUUCGUUUUCAUCCAUGUCGUUAAACAAGGGCACAGCCAUGGAGAAGGAGAAGAGAGCUCUGCUGCCGCCUCUUCUGCUCUGCUUCCUACUCUCAGGCGUGGCGCGGCGUGCUGAGUCUGCCCGCGUGUUCACCAUCAUCAACCAGUGCAAGACGGUGAUCUGGCCGGCGGUGACGCCUGGCGAGAACUUCGGCGGCGGCGGGUUCGCGCUGCGUCCGGGGCAGUCGAUGAUGUUCACGGCGCCGGUGGGAUGGUCGGGCCGCAUCUGGGGCCGCACGGACUGCAACUUCGACGCGGGCGGGAACGGGUCGUGCGCCACGGGCUCCUGCGGCAGCGCGCUCAAGUGCGGGUCGUCGGGCGCGACGCCGGCCAGCCUCGCCGAGUUCACGCUGGCGUCCGUGGAUUACUACGACGUGAGCCUUGUGGACGGCUUCAACCUGCCCAUGGUGAUCAAGCCCGUGAACGGGCAGGGCAACUGCAGCGCGGCCGGAUGCGACGGGGACCUGCGGCUGAGCUGCCCGUCGGAGCUGGCCGUGAAGGCCAACGGGCGGACCGUGGCGUGCCGGAGCGCCUGUGACGUGUUCGACACCGACCAGUACUGCUGCCGCGGGCUGUUCGGGAACCCGGCCAAGUGCCAGCCCACCUUCUACUCCAAGAAGUUCAAGGCUGCCUGCCCCACCGCCUACAGCUACGCCUAUGACGAUCCCACCAGCAUCUUCACCUGCUCCAACGCCGACUACGUCAUCACAUUCUGCUCCAACAGGAAGCAAUCAGUGUGCUCGUACCACAACAACCAGCUUGCCUGUAGUGACUCGAGCAGAUCUUUGGCGAUCAGCAUGUCCAGGCUCAUGCUCGUGCUGCUCCUCAGCUUUUUGGCUUUGCAGUUUUCAGUGUAAGCUAGCUAGCUAGGAGGAUCGAUCGCAUAUUACUGCUGCUAACUGUUUUUCUUCUGACUUUCUGAUCGAUCGAGGAACAGAAGUACAGACAGGUGAUUUUAUUUGUUUGUCAAAUACAGCAGGCACUCCUCUCAAACUGAUGAGAUGAGACUCACACGCACACACAUACGUACAUGCGAACAUAUAUAUAUUUCUAUAUAUUAUUAGUGAUUCUUGACAUGCAUAGAGACAGCAUAAUAAGUGAUUCUUGUUUGCUUGCUCCUUUGUCCCUUUUUAUCAUGUAUGUAAUAGGCAUGUGGUUCAGUCAGUGCAAGUGCAGACAGCAGCACUGCACCAGGCAACAUGCAUGGUUGCAAUGAUGUAACUAAAUUUAAAAGAAAGCAUAAUAUCCAAGCUAGCUACGGGUUGUGUAUAACAAUGUUGUGCUGUGUGUGGAUUUGAUUAAUUUCAGCCUUUCAACUGGUCACCAAAUAUGUGGUUUAUAAUAUUGAUGUUGUUGGCACAUACAUACAGUACAACCGAUCUCAUUUGAAGCAAUGCAAUAUAGGUAUAGGUUAGAAGGAUAUGAUGGCACAAGAUAGCUGAUGCUAUGAAGAGAGUAGAUAGGUUGUCCCUGAAAGGCGCUGAAACUGAAAAUAGCAUCUAGUCCGAUGGAUCUAAUAAUUAACUAGCUAGCUAGGGGGCCAAACUGAAGAUUGGUGAGCUGAGUGGGAGAAUCGAUCGUCCUGAGGACAGAGACAGAGAUACGCUGGAUAGACAUGGGCUUGACCGGAGAGAUGAAUUGAAGAUGACCAACAGCAAUGCAAGCUAGCACAACAUGCAGUGGUGCUGCUGGCCUGCAGGUGCCAACAAAGAGCCCAUAGCUAGCCCAACAGCCGUGCAUAUGCCCGCUGAUCGAUAUGAUGAUGAUGUACUACAAUACAAGCAUCGAUCAUAACAUGGCACAUGCGGCAAUCGAGUGCGCUGGAACCCAACGGCCGGCCGGCCCGGAACAUCUCACAUGCAUGGAGAGAUGGCCGCCGCGCCGGAUCGGAGAUACAUAUGGAUUGGUUUAUCAGCUAAGCGAACAAGACGUCACCAGCGGCAGUAUAUUGUUGCUGGAGUGUGAGACUGAACUACUAUUCAAAGGGGGUUUCAGGUUUGAAAGAUCAAUCAUGGUUGGUUGUUGGACUGCCGUUUGUUUCCGGCUGAAUUAGCAUUGUGAU